CCCGAAUCAGAACUGUCUUCCGAUGAAAAGUAAGCUGACAUUUUACGUUAUCGGAGUGCCCCCACCUCUUCCUUUUUUUCACGUGGUGCAGGAAACAACGUGCGUUUUCGCGAAAGCUUAACAGAAAAAUCGAAAAAGUUUAGAAAUUUCCAAAGUUAAAAUGUCAAAUUUUGAUCCAUUCUGGUUUUAUGAAGAAAUGAGUGCGUUCGGGCAUUACGAUUUCUUCGAGGACUUAAAUGGCAACUUCACCGGCAAUGGCCAGUUCCGGCCUCCUCCUUUUAACGGGACAACUCCUCGCCCCAACUUCAAUAAUCCGCUUCCGCCGCUGAGGAUGUACACCCCAGGACCGGAGAGGGGCGUCUUCAUGAUGGGAACGAUUCCCGAGCGCAUGGUUCCAGCGCUCUCCUCGCUUAUGCGAGACUUCCAGCGCUUCUCCUUCAGCACCCAGGGCCAGCAGCCCAUGAGCAUGCAGCCGUACGUGGCUCCCAAGCCGGAGAACCUCUCUGAACCUCAGUUCGGAGGUCAACUCCCUCAGUAUGUGUAUGGUGCCCAGCCGACAGUGGCGGGAGGAUCAUUGGGAGGUGCAGAAACUCAGCCGGGGUAUUUUUCCGCUGGGAAUCCCCAGAGCUAUGCUCCGUAUUUCGGAGCCCAACAGGCGCCGCAAUACCAGCCUCCUCCACAGUACCAGCCGCCGCCGCCAUUCCAACAGCAGUCGCAGUACCAGCAGCAGCAGCAAUACUUUGGAGCCGGUCCGUCCUACGGGUACUGCCAACCUAAUAAUGGGUUUGCUCAGACUGGAUAUCAAUCAUACCCAGGCACCUCGAAUGGAGGUACUGGUACAUGUGGGAGCGCUGGUACAAAUGGAAGCGCUGGAACAAGUGGCGGUGCUGGUAUAGGUGGAAAUGCCGCUCGUGCUCCGACUAACACGCCGUUGCCCUUGGAGUACUAUCCAAAUGAUCCUGGCUAUCCCCAGACAGCUCCUCCGGCUAAAGUGGAGAAUUUGUGCGACGAGAUCCGCAAGCUGGAUUUAAAAAUGAUUGCCGUGUUGCAUGCUGACACCCGGACCACUCCAGCCUCGGCCACAUGCGAAUACUGCUACAAUGGUAGAUUCCGGUGCAUCAAGGCCCUGGUGAAUGGGAGAUGCUUUAUCCAGAAGAAGAUGCAGUGCCGCUUUUGCUGGAAGCAGCUGGCCAACUGGGAUCAGUAUGGCGACCACUUGGCCAAGUGUGAGUCUGUAAAGAAGCCCUUCAGCUGCAGCCUGUGCCCUUUCAAGGUCGAGACCAAGGAGGAGCUAGAUGAUCACGCUGGCAACUGCGAGGGAGUCGAUAAGUAAAAAAACAACUUUAAAAUCUGCUUCAAAUAAACAACGAAACUAAACAAAUAAAAUACAAAAAUAUUAAAAAAAAGAAAAA
Drosophila ananassae is the source of this 1412-nucleotide messenger RNA. Its product is annotated as protein tfg-1. Lineage: Eukaryota; Metazoa; Arthropoda; Insecta; Diptera; Drosophilidae. The record is from RefSeq and is a predicted model, not a curated record. Bases 161 to 1333 code for a protein of 390 amino acids. The transcript is spliced from 3 exons.